UAAAAAAAUAUUCAAAAUGAGGCAAUGGCUAUUUCCACAAAAAUAUUAUCAUCAAAACAAAUGCAAACAUUGUCGAAAUAAAAGUUUUUGUAAAAGACAUGGAAAUAUUCGUUUAGUUCACAGAGAUGUGUUAGACCCUUGCAUGUGGAUUAAUCGGCAUAUUGAGAAUCAUUAUAAACCUUUAGAAUUACCCUGGACUUUGUGUUUAAAAAGUAUUUUCCACUGGAACAAUGAAACAUUAAAUAUAUGGACACAUUUGAUUGGACUUUUUAUUUUAACUUAUCUCCAAUAUUGGACUUUAUUGGAGGCAUUGCCAAGUGUUCAAGCUCCGAUAAUUGAUUAUCUAGUUAUGACUAUGGCAAUGCUUUGUUGCCAGCUUUGUAUGUUGCUCUCUUCUGCUUAUCACAUUUUUGGUUGUCACUCCCCCAUACGUCGAAAACAAUGGCUUAAAGCUGAUCUUUUUGGUGUUUCUGCUGCUUUAGUUGGUUUAUAUAUGUCUGGAUUGUAUACUUCUUUUUAUAAUUUCCCUGAAAUUCGGCGUUUUUACGGAACUUUAAUUGGAGCAAUGUCUAUAACUACAUCUUUAUUUGCAACUAGUCGAUUUUCUGAAAGAAAUACACAAAAAAGAGUUGGGCUAUUAGAAUUACUUUAUUUGUCAAUGGCUUUAAUAGCUAUGGCACCAACUUUGCAUUGGAUACAGGCAAAUUAUAAAUAUUUUUUUAAGAUGUUUAUAAUAUUGGGAUAUAUGGAUAUAACCGAGCUCUAAUUGAAUUGCCUCCAUUAGAAUUACCCUUCGGGCCCCGUAGGUAAUUCUUGGGUUCGUAUCCCUCUUUUUCCUUCCUCAAAGUAUUAAAAAAUGGUCAGUCAGUCUUAUGUUAUAGAAAUCGUCGAGCUGUGUCGAAUGACACCUAAAUCAACCCCCGGUCUUAACUUUGGGCCGAGAUACAUACGCUCGAAAAUUGAAAAAUGACAGGGUGGACCAAUCUCAUUUUUGGGCUAAAAAUUCUAUUAAAUAAAUAAUAGCUCCGGGAGGAGCUUGAAUAUUGGGAUGGCCGGCCGUUUAUUAAAAAUAAACGAAUC
Molecule: messenger RNA, 1080 nt
Organism: Meloidogyne enterolobii
Lineage: Eukaryota; Metazoa; Nematoda; Chromadorea; Rhabditida; Meloidogynidae
Source: the annotation of a GenBank genome assembly